GUGGCGCUUUUAUGAACGCGAUCAGUGUGUAACCCUCUAUCUGGUUAACGACGACGACGGUUGCACUGUGCACCCUCAAGAAAAGCGCAUUUUACGGAUUCGCCUGUCGGCGUCGGCUGGCAUCGGCGAUAUUCAAAUUCCGUGGCAGGACUGCAAGCAAAGGCACAUCGGGACGACGUGAUUAAGAGAACGUGGGACGCUGUUUUGCGUCGUCCAACCGCGAGUGUUUUGUAGAUACGAAAAUCGCCGCAUCGUCGAAGACCCGAUGUCAGGGAUAGCGAUAGCCAGGCUCGCUGAGGAGCGCAAAGCAUGGAGGAAGGACCAUCCGUUCGGGUUUGUAGCUAGACCAACUAAAAAUCCAGAUGGUUCCCUUAACUUGAUGAGUUGGGAAUGUGCGAUACCUGGAAAGAAAUCUACUCCUUGGGAGGGUGGCCUGUACAAGUUACGUAUGAUUUUCAAAGAUGACUAUCCUUCAAGCCCACCAAAAUGUAAAUUUGAACCUCCUCUAUUCCAUCCAAACGUGUAUCCAUCAGGCACUGUAUGUUUGUCACUUUUGGAUGAAGAGAAAGAUUGGCGACCAGCUAUCACAAUUAAGCAAAUCCUCCUUGGUAUUCAGGAUUUAUUGAACGAGCCAAAUGUGAAAGAUCCAGCUCAAGCCGAAGCUUAUACAAUAUAUUGCCAAAAUCGUUUGGAAUACGAGAAGCGUGUUAAAGCUCAAGCCAGAGCAAUGGCUCCACAGGAAUAAGUCACAAGAAUUGUCAACUCGACAUAUUUAAAAUAAAAUGUGAGAAAGAUAUUGUAUGUGGAUAACACAUCAUAAACUGAUUCAUAGCUCUUUAUAAUUAAUCUUUUUUACGAGUAAUUAAUAUAUGUAACUAGUUAAGUAGUUCAUGGUCUUAACGUUUAUUUAUCGAAUAUUGUCUUCAAUGUGUAUAUUUUUCAAAAUUUCAAAAUGUAGCGUAUACUAACGACAACAUACGAAAAUCGACAUAUAAAUCACAUAUAAAUUCUUUCGCACAUAAAUAAUAAUUCUUAUUAAUAUUAAGAACCAUGUUAUAAGAUAUGUAUACUUUAAGGCAGAAUUAUUUUU
Molecule: messenger RNA, 1090 nt
Organism: Acromyrmex echinatior (Panamanian leafcutter ant)
Lineage: Eukaryota; Metazoa; Arthropoda; Insecta; Hymenoptera; Formicidae
Gene: lwr
Product: ubiquitin conjugating enzyme lesswright
Source: RefSeq, a predicted model, not a curated record